GGAAUACAGAGGACAGGGACAUCUCUCUGGUGGGUUCCCAUUACUGGAUCCAUCUGUAGGAAACACACACACUGACUGAAUCCAUUGUUUCUAUGUGUUUAUCAGAUGAUGGGGGAUCUAGGUGGAGCCUCCGUACUGCUCUCUCCUUUACAAUAAAGUCUCCUCUUACCCGUCACUUUUGUGUUCUAUUCAUCUACCUGAUGAUGGUGGGGGAUGGUGUGACCUUCCUGUGUGGAAUCCCGGGAAUACAGAGGACGGGGACAUCUCUGUGGUGGGUUCCCAUUACUGGACCCAUCUGCCAGAUGAUGGUGAGGGAUGGUGUGACCUUCCUGUGUGGAAUCCCGGGAAUACAGAGGACGGGGACAUCUCUGUGGUGAGUUCCC
Messenger RNA from Staurois parvus, 383 nucleotides. The record is from the annotation of a GenBank genome assembly. Lineage: Eukaryota; Metazoa; Chordata; Amphibia; Anura; Ranidae.